Molecule: messenger RNA, 1858 nt
Organism: Puntigrus tetrazona (Sumatra barb)
Lineage: Eukaryota; Metazoa; Chordata; Actinopteri; Cypriniformes; Cyprinidae
Gene: phkg1b
Product: phosphorylase kinase, gamma 1b (muscle)
Exons: 10
Coding region: 386-1570 (394 amino acids)
Biological process (GO): protein phosphorylation; glycogen biosynthetic process
Cellular component (GO): phosphorylase kinase complex
Molecular function (GO): ATP binding; phosphorylase kinase activity; calmodulin binding
Source: RefSeq, a predicted model, not a curated record
UGCAGAACAUAAAACAGAAUGUAAAGACUUCUACUUACAUUAAACAGUUUUUUAUAUAAUUAAAAACCAAUCCGCUCUAAGCUAUUUAGACUAAUUGGCUAACGACGAAAUGUUCAGACUGAGAACCGAUUCGACUGAUUCAAUGAUCCGACUCUUAAAAAUGAUUCACGAAACUGUCAUCACGUAUUUAUAGCUGCUUCUGCACCGAAAACUGUUGCGCUUAAUAGGUUACAUAAACGACAGAAAAAACAAUUAUCGUCUAAAGCAUUUUGUUAUUGAGGGUGUUGUGACUAAGCGACGCCUGUUAUGGAUCAGAAAUGAACUAUGAGCUGCCAUAAAUAGCUUGCUAAAGGACGAGCCGAAAUACGGACAAGGACUUUUCAAAAUGACAAAAGAAGAUGAAAACCCUGAGUGGGUUGGUGGUCAGGAAUUUUACGACAAAUAUGAACCAAAGGAGAUAUUAGGACGAGGUGUGAGCAGCGUGGUUCGCAGAUGUGUGGACAAACGGACUGGCCAGGCAUAUGCGGUAAAGAUCAUAGACAUCACACCAUCGGACAAAAUGACUCCUCAAGAGAUACAGGAAAUCCAGCAGGCCACUGUAAAAGAGAUCGACAUUCUCCGAAAAGUAUCCGGACAAAAAAACAUAAUUCAGCUGAAGGAUUGCUUUGAAUCAAAGGCCUUCUUCUUUUUGGUGUUUGAUCUGAUGAAGAGAGGAGAACUGUUUGAUUACCUCACAGAGAAAGUCACUCUAAGUGAGAAAGAGACACGAAAGAUUAUGCGAGCUCUCCUGGAGGUGGUUGACUAUCUUCACACUCACAAUAUAGUCCACCGUGACCUGAAACCAGAGAACAUUCUUUUAGAUGAUGAUGUGAAUAUCAAACUCACUGAUUUUGGCUUCUCGAUCCAGACUGAGCCUGGACAAAGACUGAAUGAGGUUUGCGGGACACCAGGAUACUUGGCUCCAGAAAUCAUUGAGUGCUCCAUGGAUCCCAAUCAUGCUGGUUAUGGGACUGCUGUUGACAUUUGGAGCGCAGGCGUGAUCUUCUACACUCUUUUGGCUGGAUCUCCACCUUUCUGGCACAGAAAACAAAUGCUGAUGCUUCGAAUGAUUCUUGCAGGAAAAUACGAAUUCAGUUCUCCGGAGUGGGAUGACCGCUCAGACACCGUCAAAGACUUGAUUUCCAGGCUAUUGGUUGUAGACCCACAAAGUCGUUACACAGCCACAGAAGCCCUAAAUCACCCGUUCUUCCAGCAGUACGUGGUUGCAGAAGUACGUCAUUUCAGCCCUUACAGGAAGUUCAAGGUUAUUUGUAUGACCGUACUUGCUGCCAUGCGUAUCUACUGCAACUAUCGUCGUGCCAAACCUGUCACCAAAGAGGUGAUCCGCAGUGACCCGUAUGCCAUCAAACCUCUACGCAAGAUGAUCGACGCAUGUGCCUUCAAGAUCUACGGCCACUGGGUGAAGAAAGGGCAAACUCAGAACAGAGCAGCUCUAUUUGAGAACACUCCAAAAGUCAUUCUGCUCUCCCUUGCUGCUGAGGAGAUGAAUGUUUCAACCAGGACUUGGUGAGGGUUCGUCUUCGAAUAAUCCCAGAUACCAGAACGUACCUCAAGAACCUGUUGAUGGUCCAAAAAAAAGACCUCUACGGCAAUGACAUAUUAUUUACCAUCUUAUUUACACAGCGAAAAGGAAAUCAUGCUGUUAAAAAUGUACAACCGAGACCUGAACUAUUUAAUGUGUGGUAUCAUUUAAUACAUUUAUAUUCUAUUUAAAAUAUAUGAUGUUAUUUAAAUUUUACAUUUAAAUGAUUUUAUUGACUAUAAAGAAAAACUAAAAAAAAUAAAGAAAUAGAGAUAG